GAGGGGUGGGGGGCUUGGCUGGGAGGCUGAGAAGGACCGUGGAUCUGAGCGCAGAAGAAGAAGCAGCAGCAUCAGCAGAAGAAGAAGAAGAAGAAGAAGGGUCCUCAUCCGACACUUGCUCAUCACUGACAACUGCUCAGGAUUUCAGGCAUUCCCCUCACCCCUCACCUCCUCUGGCCUGACUGACCCACCAGCUCAUCACCAUGAACUACCUCCGCCGGCGCCUGUCAGACAGCAGCUUUGUGGCCAACCUCCCCAAUGGCUACAUGAUGGAUCUGCAGAGGCCAACCCCUCCAGGUUCAUCCACUUCAUCUCCCGCUUCCCCGGCCACAGAGAGGCGGCAGCCUCCGAGCAUCCCGAGUCAGACCCAGGGCUCGGGCUCAGCCUCAGGCCCGACUUCGGGCUCGACUUCGGGCUCAGGGAGCUUCCUCAGCUCCUUCUCCAGCGUGGUGAAGAGUGCUCAGAUGGCCCAAAAUGUCGCUGCCGCUGCCCAUGCCAAAUCAGCAGCAACAGGAGCUGAAGGAGCCUCAACAGGAAGCAGUCAGCCACCUAAACCUGCCAUACGCAAGCCCAAGAUCCUGCUGGUCAUCGAUGAUCAGCACACAGACUGGGCAAAGUAUUUUCGAGGGAAGAAGCUGAACGGAGAGUAUGAGAUCCGGGUGGAGCAGGCGGAGUUCUCAGAGAUCAACCUGGCCUCCUACGUCAACUCGGGAUGUAUGAUGGACAUGCAGGUCAACAAAGGUGGCACCAAAGUGGUCAGGUCCUUCAAGCCAGACUUUGCCCUGAUUCGCCAGCAUGCCUAUAGCAUGAUCCCCGGUGAGGACUUCAGGAACCUUGUGAUCGGCCUGCAUUUCGGCGGUGUCCCAAGCAUCAACUCUCUAUUCUCCAUCUACAACUUCUGCAGCAAACCUUGGGUGUUUUCUCAGAUGAUUAAGCUCUACCACUCCCUUGGUCCGGAAAAAUUCCCCCUGAAUGAACAAACCUUCUAUCCCAACCACACGCAGAUGGUUACAACCCCUUCCUACCCCGUGGUGGUCAAGAUGGGGCACGCCCAUGCUGGCAUGGGAAAGAUCAAAGUUGAAAACCAACAGGACUUCCAGGACAUCACCAGCGUGGUGGCUCUAGCCGGGACCUACGCCACCACUGAGCCCUACGUCCAGUCCAAGUACGAUAUCCGCAUCCAGAAGAUUGGCAACAACUACAAGGCUUACAUGAGAACGUCCAUCUCUGGGAAUUGGAAGGCUAACACAGGCUCUGCCAUGUUGGAACAGAUUGCAAUGACUGACAGAUAUCGUAUGUGGGUGGACUCCUGCGCUGAGAUGUUUGGUGGCCUAGACAUCUGUGCAGUGAAGGCCGUCCAUGGAAAAGACGGCAACGACUAUAUCAUUGAGGUGAUGGACAGCUCCAUGCCCCUGAUUGGUGAACACGUGGAGGAAGAUAAACAGCUGAUCACAGAGCUGGUCAUCAACAAGAUGGCCCACGUGCUGCUGGGAGUUUCCACACCUCAGCCCUCCUCUGUCAAGACCACACAGCCCAGACGAGGGGGACACCGCUCUGGUUCCGCCUCUCCAUCCCAGUCGGCCCAGGGUUCACCUCAGCGAGCCCGGUCAGCCACCACCUCACCCAGCCAGGCCUUCCAGCCUGGUCCCAUCCCUGCCUCCUCCGGGCCUGGAGCUCAGAAACAGUCACCACAGCUGAACAAAUCCCAGUCGCUGACCAACACCUUCACAGAAACAUUACGAGGAAGCCAGACUGACGACGAGGCCAAAGCUGAGACCAUCCGCAGCCUCCGACAGUCCUUCGCCAGCCUCUUCUCUGACUAAAAGCCUCCCCAGAAGCUUUCUCAUCCUGUCAUUUGUCAGGUUCGGAAAAAAAAAAACCCUGACUGGUUAAUCUGUUAUGGAGUGUCCUUCCUCCUCAGAGCCUCUGCUUCCUGUUCCUGCCCUUUCCUUCUCACUGUUUGUGAAGUUUAAAACCUGGUGCAACCUGCUGUCCUCAGAUCAACGAUUCAUUUAUCAUUAGAAAGGCCAGUGGAUUUUGGGGUUCUUAGAUGAAGGCCACCAAGGUGUUGACUGAAGAUGUCCAAUUUUAAAAACUGACAUAUUUGCAUCUGUCUUCCUUACAGGAGAUUUUAAGAGAUGUAGGAUGUCAGUGCAGGUGCAGAAUCAAAUCCCAUUUAAAGUUCGCUAACUUUUACUCAGCUUGAUGAUCUUGUCUGUUUCCUCUUUGCUGUUCAUGCCACUUAAGAACAGGUGAAGAAAUAGAUCCAUAUAAGUAUCAGUCCAGCCAUUAAUUUGGCUUUCCCUACAUGCUUCUGCAUCUGUCUCCUUAUACCCAUAAUCAUGUUUUUAUAGAACAGCACUGCAGUCAUCAUGUUAGAGGACUGACACAUUUUCAGGCACCUUGAUGCUGUAAUUUGGUGUGUUUAAAGUUCAAACAGAGUUGAAUAGCAUCUAUAAAAACACGUAAAUGCCGGCUUGUCCUUUCUAGUGGUGAAUAAUUACAGUAAAUAUUCGUAAUCUAGCUCAUACUGCUUGGUAUAUAGUCGUUUUCCUGCAUUCUGUUCAACCAGUGAAACUGUUCAUUAUUGGGUCACGUCGGAUUUGUUGAUAUAUACAUUUAUUUAUUAAAAUAAAUUUCUUUUAAUUAUUUUAAUUGACUCACAGCUUCCAAACUGUUUGCAGAUGUCUACGGCAAUAUUCUUAUCUGAAACUGUUCCGGUUAACUCAUGAGAAAUGUACUGAAUCCUCACGGUUCACCAGCGAUUUUGAGCAUCUUGCCAGCAGCCACAUUUCUCAGACAUCCAUGUGCUGUAGACACAUAUUGGCUUACGUAGUAACUCCUCUGCCUAACAUUACCAAAGUGCUUUUACAUAAAAACAGAAAAAAUCCCCCCCUGCACUGGGUCUAGAAAACAAUCACACAGCGAACCAACCUUUGAGCUUGUGAUUUCGCAAGGUGCAAAUGCUGUACUGGCUUACAGCCAUCGUCUUCCAUCACAGCCCACAGAUCUUCCCCUGCAAUUCUUCUUUUUCUUACUGUUUUGUGCUUUGUGAAUAGCACUAUGGUGUAUUUUCUGUGGGGGAUUUGUAUCAUAAUUACUACUGCUAUGUGUUUAAAGGCGAACAGUGACGAUGUAAUAUUUUCAGACUUUUAAUGUGCUUAAAUUUCCACUGAGUCAGAAAAGGUUUGGUUGUGUAACAUCACAUCUUGUAUCUUUAUUCUCCUUUGUUCUCCAGCGUCAGCUGGGAUUGCAGAUCAUUUCUCAUCAUCCUGUUUUUGCUUUUGGUCAAAUGGUGUGCAUGCAACAUCUGCAAUGGUAGCAAAGCAGACGUCCUCUUCCAACGUCGAUCCUGCUUUGGAGCUGCAUGUAAAUGUUUAGUGAAUGUCGUACGUAGAGUCCAAUUGGUGUUUUCUAACAGAAAACCAACACAAGCUCAUGAUCGUAACUAUUCUAUUCUAUUCCACAGCGAAAACAAUGGUAACCCUUUAUUUUAUGGGUGCUGUAAUUUCUUAAUAACUUCGUAUGAAGUUCCAAUGUAAUUUGGUGCAAAUUAUAGCGAAAAUAUAGACUGUUUUGAGAAAGUACUUAUGUCAUAGUUAUCCACAACCAGGAAAUGUUAAUGUCUUCAGAUUUAAUGACUAAACAAAUUGACAAAGAUCCAUUAUAAUCUAUGUAAAUAGUCAUUUAUUUGAUGGAACCCUCAUUUUAUGCUAAAAUAUUGGUAAAAGAAGUUUAAGAUACCAGGAAACCUUCGGGGAUCAAUAAAGUAUUUCUGAUUCUGAAACAACGUUCUUCUAUUUCAAAGAAAUAAUUAGGAAACUACAAGGACCGUAAAGUAAAUUGUUAGCAAUGUAAUUUUUUUCCUAAAAUAAUUCCUUUGUGCAUUCACAGUGCAACAGUUUGUUGCAUCAAGCUUACAGGAGGAGAUUGACUGUAUAUUUGGCUUUCCAUGCAGAGCGCAUUCACAAUCUAAUAAUCUGUAAAUUGCUCUUUUAGCAGGAAAUUAUGAAGCCGUCUUGUAGUUGGCUCUUUAAUUACCUGUGCUACAUAUCUAGGCUCAUCUGUGAAUGAGCCUAGAUAUGUUUUUUUUCUAUCGUUUCAUUUAGAGGGACCUGGACAAAAAAAUGAAUUAUAAUCCAUAGUCCAUCCUAUUUUUUGUUCAAAUGCCCCAAACAGAAAUCAGUGUGACUGCAGUGCGUUACUGAGGGGACAUUUGAAUAUCUGUGAGCAGUACGCAGUAGUUUAAAUGGACCUGUCAUGAUUCCAAAGCUGUUAUUGUUCUUUUCACAACAACAACAAUAAUAAUAAUAAUAAUAAUAACAAUAAUGGCCUACAUUUUAAGGUAAAAUUUAUUCAAAUGCAUGAAGCUGUAUAAAAUUUAUGAUGGUGUGUGUGGGUGUGUAUGUGUGUGUAAAGUUGUAAAUUUGCCAUUAUGAUUAAUAAUGAUACCAACCACAAAAAAGAACUGCCCAUUUCUGCAAUAAUUAUGGUGAUAAUAGGUUUUACGUCAUUUUGAUUUCAAACUACGAAGCGUGACACUUUAAGAGAAGCUGUUACUACUUUUACCAGGCUUUUAUUUGGUGUUUUGCCUUCCAGUCUCACUGGCAGAAAUAUGAAAGAACUAACAUUGUUUGUUCAUUACGCUAAAUAAGCGCAAUGCCUUAGCUUGAAUACACACUAUAGUGCUCGUUACCAAAAACCGUAUUAAGCAAUGAUCGGGAUUGUAGUAUUCCUUCUACAAACAGUUCCUCUGGAGGGAAAAAUAUUCGGAUUGAUUUAUAUUUAUCGUCAGUGGGAAUCACAGUUGUUAGUCUAGUUAAUUGACUGUUUGCUAAGCCCCGCCCUCAUAGUUACUGUUGCUACCUGUCAAGCUUUCCAUUCUUGUUCGGUAAAUAUGCAGUUUACAAUGAUAAUGGUGAAAGUUUUAUCACUUUAAGUGUUUGAGUGACAUUUUUGAAACAGUGGGUCCUUGAUUUCAGUAAAAAGCAGCUUUUCAGUGAAAUGACAUUUCUCAGCUGAAAUGACAACUGUCACUAACAGAUGUUAUCAGCUGUCAGAUAGCUAGCUAAUUAAGCUAACGUUAGCUCCAUGAGUUGGUUGAAAAUGUUGUCUACCUGACUUCUUAAUGUUUCCAGCUGACUCGAUUUAAGUUACUCUUUAAUGUAAUGAGAGUAAACGCUUUUAAGAUGAGGACUAAAAAAUAUGUUUUGCAAACUUAAUGCUAUCUCGGGUAAUGUUGGCUGGGGUUUCUAGUCUAGUGGGGAUUUUUUCUUUCCUUUCUUUUCUUUUUUUUUUUAAUGUAACCUACAACCCCCCAAGUAAUGUCAAAUGAAAUACUCCUUAUCCCUGGAAAUAACACAGGUUUAGGUUACCGGUGUAGGCAGUAAGCUAGCUCGCCGGACAUGCUAAAGUUAGCUGCUUACAUUAAAGCAGAUAAACACACUGUUUAAUCAAUUCCCUGUAGUUUUGUUUUUGGACAAACGCUGUGCAGGGCAGGGGUUUAGUGAAUGAUUAAUUAACCUGCUCAUCUGCCAACAUCAAGAAGUCUGUGCUAGUGAUCUUUUACUUUAUUGCCAUUUGUUUGACAACACUGUGAUUCUUCUGCUUGCUCCAACCAGGCAUUGGUUGUAAUAAUUCUGCCUUAAGGAUUGUUUGUAAAAGCAAAAUUCUGAUCUGCAGUCAGCUUUAUCUCUGACUUAAUGCAGUGUAUUGUCAUUGAGCACUUUUGCAAGCGUUUCAUCACCUUUGGCACUGUGUCAAAAUGGACCAAAUUAGCAUUUCAUUGUGAGACCCCUUGAUGGUUUAAAUCACAUUGUUUUGUGUUUAUUGUAAUGAUGCAUACCACUUAGUGUGAUAAGCCAUAACCAAACCAUGAGGAUUUAUGUGCCACGCAAUAAUGGCUGUGACAUCACUGAUAAACUGACAUAUUACCUUAAAUCACUGUGUCUGUUUACUUUAAGGAUUUUAGGAGGCCUGUCCUGCAGAGGCUCACAGUAGUAACUGUUUUUGAUUUUGAGUUAAAAUCAAGAGACACAGAUUAUUAUAUUUUAAUUAUGUGCUACUAGUACUUGUGUCAGGAUGAACUUUGAUGUCACUUUUCUCAGUUUUACUGCAAUUUGGGUGUAAAAAUGCAGUUUAGGAUCCAGCUGAUGCCAUACAUAUACCCAUCUACUGGGUCAGAUUAUAUUCAAUGACCAGAUGUCAGAUGAUUUUAGUUUCUCACCAGUGUAGGUUUGCUUUUUUUAAUUUAGGGCCAGACUAAGUCUCUCAUUCAGCUGCUACAGCACAACACACCUGAUAUUUUUGAUUUGACUCAAUUCGAACUGAGCUGCAAAGUUUAUGUGUUUCUACCUCAAGUUCUGCAGAAACUGACUAUAGAGUGGUAGCACUGGAAAAGAUUUUGUGAAACGAGCAGUGUUUCAGAUCAUAAUUAAGAGCGUGUUAGUGCAAGAAAAGGGAGAGACAAUUGCUCCCUCAGCCAGAAGGGAUUAGUUUGAUACAUGGACCUUAGAAAAACAACAAUGUAGUGUCUGUGACAUCAACCUGUGGAAGAUCGGCGUCUAGAUUUCCUGCAACAUCCAACAUAGGCAGCAGGAUGGAGAUGUGGGAUGUGGAUGAAGACGCGGUCACCCAACCACUCCCCAAACAUACUCCUUUAUUAAGUCUUAGUAACCCUUUAACGGAACUAUAAUUUGGUGCAAUGCAUAAAACUACAAAAUCCUUAACAUUUUUGACUUUGUAUUUCUGGAAAGAAGAUGCCGUUGAGGCCCACAGCUCAUUUUUGCCCCGGGGCCCCCUAGCAGGCUAAUCCGGCCCUGGUACCUAUUUUUGUUUCUUGCUUUUUUGGUGCCAGCAUGUAGUGGGCAUUAGAGCAAUACGUUUGACAGGAAUUUUCACAUCAAGAAGAAACUGAGGUUUAAAUAGAGAUAUCUUUUGAGGUCUUUUGCUUGAUUGACAGCUGUCUCAGCCUAUCACAGCCUCAGCUCCGAAAACAACUACCUUCAAAAACGUAUCUUUAAAAACCCGUUGUUGAUGUCACAGAUGCUGCAUCCCUGUUCUUUAACAGUGUGUGCAGGACUUUGUGAGACAGAGUUGCAUCACUUCACCCCAUCUUUUCUCUUAUCACGUGAUUUCAGUUAAACGUGACAUAAUUUGGAGAAAAGGCAAUACUCUGCUAUGUUUUACAUUUCUUUUUCUUUUAGUCAUGACAUGGUUCAGUCACAGGCUCAACUUCAGGUGUGUUGAACUGAUACAUAAUCUAACACUGAAUUGAAUAUGCAGCCACAGAGACUUGCCAUUAAGUACAGCUAAUGCUGCAAGGAAAAUCAAGUCCACUUUAAAUGUGCCAUUUGUAAAUGAGAGAUAUAAUGUCAUUGCACAGGUUUAUUUGCCUAUCUUUCAGUCCACUAUGUCCCUUCCUCUUUGCUGAAUGGUGGAUGGUAUUGUAUGGUAUUUUAAGUGUAUUAACGUUCUGUAUAUUGGUGUAAAUGUGGCAUGAAAACCAACCCCUCCUGUGUGCCUCAGGUGUGUAAAUUUGGUCGUUAUGUGAUCUUAAUGUCUGGCUGCUUAUUUGUGAGAAGUGUGAUGCAUCUCAUGUGUUUCUGUAAUUUAUUAGUAUUAAGAUUAUUUUGUUUUCUGUAUUUUUGUUCUUUUGUCUGAAAAUCAAGAUUUCUGUUAUUAAAGGUAACAACUUUUAUUAUA
This is a messenger RNA of Siniperca chuatsi (mandarin fish), 7704 nucleotides long. RefSeq names its product synapsin-3-like. Gene Ontology annotation, cellular component: synaptic vesicle membrane; synaptic vesicle. The record is from RefSeq and is a predicted model, not a curated record. The transcript has 14 exons. Gene Ontology annotation, biological process: neurotransmitter secretion. The coding region runs from base 204 to 1823 and encodes 539 amino acids. Lineage: Eukaryota; Metazoa; Chordata; Actinopteri; Centrarchiformes; Sinipercidae. Gene Ontology annotation, molecular function: ATP binding.